Messenger RNA from Mucor velutinosus, 477 nucleotides. RefSeq lists its product as uncharacterized. Bases 1 to 477 code for a protein of 158 amino acids. Gene Ontology annotation, molecular function: protein binding. The transcript has 5 exons. Lineage: Eukaryota; Fungi; Mucoromycota; Mucoromycetes; Mucorales; Mucoraceae. The record is from RefSeq and is a predicted model, not a curated record.
AUGAUGGCUGACGAAGAGAAAACAACCGACAAUGACCUCAUGUUGGCAGCUUGCAGAAACGAUCUAGAUGAAAUGUUGGAGGAUAUCGUCAAGGAAGGCGAUUUUGACAUCAAUCACACUGACGAUUUAGGUGAUACAGCUCUUCAUUACACAGCUCGCUUUGGAUCACUGACAUGCAUGGAAUUACUGCUAAAGAUGCCUACUAUCCAUGUCAAUCUCAAGAACAAAAAGGAAGGCAACACACCGCUGCAUUUAGCAGUGCAGUAUGAAGAGGAUCCAGAAGUUGCGCUCAACAUGGUGGAUAUACUGAUUGAUGCUGGAGCUGAUCCAAGGAUCCAAAAUAACGCAAAGUCAACAGUCGAGGAUUAUGUCGUUGGUCGAAGUGAUGAUAUGAGAGAUUUGAUCGACCGAGCUGUCGCAGGCUACGAUAUGGAGGACGGUUCGGAUGAUGAGGACCACACUGUCAUUUUCAAAUAA